AUGUCCAAGGAAAAUGACCAAUCAUUUGUUCCAGAUAGCUCUUUGGAGGCGACCUCGCGCAGUCCGACUAAUGACAGUUAUGAAUAUAUGCACAGUCAGACCAACAGCAGCUCUGAGUACGUGGACAGUCCUACCAACAGCAGCACUGAGAAUAUGGAAAGUCCUAACAGUAGUUACGAAAACACACAAGCCGUUGCCAAUAAUAGCUACGAAUUCACACAAAGUGUUGCAAAUAAUAGCGUCCAAUACGUACCAAAUGUUGCUGAAGACAGCUACGAAAACGCACAAAAUGUUUCCAACAGUAGUUACAGUAUAACUGAUUCCAACCAAGUGAGCGAAAUGCCGAAUGAAACAAUGAGCACUGGAUCUGAAGAGACUCAAAUGUCUCCAUUAACACUUGACGUCAUGCCCAAAGGCUCGGCCGAGGGCAGCGCGAAAGACGAACGCAUGGACGAGACAGAGGAGCCAAAGGAUGAUGCCGCAGGAGAACUGGAAACCAAACCUGUCGAUACAACCUAUGCUCAUAAGACUGUUGGAACACCUUACUUCAAGGAGGAGGUUGACCAAAGCUCUGGCUCAGGAAAUUUUUAUAAUAAAGAAAAUGAUGACGCGGAGAACAAAGUGAAAAAUGGAAACAAAGACGAUAGGAAUAAAAGUGAUGAAAGUAGCGACGCCAGAAAAGAACCAGAUGAAAGAAACACAACCUCCACAUCGGCAAGCCAGGGCGAGGAUGGCAGUGGAAAUUACAACAACGAAGAAGUCGACGAGUUUUUUAGAGACUAUGACGAGGAUGAGUACGAAGAUGAAGAACCGGUCAAGAGACAAAAUUUGG
Molecule: messenger RNA, 832 nt
Organism: Stylophora pistillata
Lineage: Eukaryota; Metazoa; Cnidaria; Anthozoa; Scleractinia; Pocilloporidae
Source: RefSeq, a predicted model, not a curated record